UAACAGAAUAAAUCUGUAAGCAAACUUCUAAGACUUUUCCACUUUACACCACACAUUCACUUGACCAUACAUCUUUAGGUAAUGCCUAUGCCCUUCAUUUGUCUCUUCCUCAAACCUUCUCCACUUUCUUCUUUCUAUAUUACUCUUCCCUCUCAUACUACUUUCUUUUAUCUUCUCAUAGAAUUAAAUUUCAACAAAAACAACCUAGGUUUUGAUAACUAAUUCACCAUGGAAUUCAGCUACCUUCAAGAUGAUUCAAAGAGCUCGAGCGAUGAAAACAUCGAUCGAUCAUCUGACCAAAACAACGAUGAUGAUCAUGAUCAUCACAUGGGAAUUGGUAGAUCCUAUGAGUGUGUGUUUUGCAAAAGAGGUUUCACAACUGCUCAAGCUUUAGGUGGACACAUGAACAUUCAUAGAAAAGAUAGAGCAAAUAACAACAAAAGUGCCACUAAAACCAAUUUUGCUCCUCCUAGUUCAAGCAAAUUAGUAGUUGAUCAUGAUAACUAUGGAGAUCUUGGAUUUUAUUCAACAAUUAAUCCAAGUCAUCUUGCAAGAGGGGGUUAUUAUUCUUCAAUUUCAUCCACAACAACUACUCCUGAGGUAGAUUCUCUUAAUUAUCAUCAAAUAUAUUUUCCUUCACAUGUUCAAUAUAGUGAGAUGUUGUGUGUUGAAAAUCAAAGGAUGUUUGGACAAGAUUGGAGGGGUUUGAGCUUGUAUACAAAUCCAUUAAAUAAAGACAAGAUAGAAAACAACAAUGAAGUGGGUGAAUUGGAUUUGGAGCUUAGACUUGGUCAUUAUCCAUAGCAAGAAUUAAUAUAUAUUGCACUUAUUUCUCUACCUUUGUGUAUAUAUAUAUAAUUGCAUGUUUUAUGUAUUAUUUCUGAUGGCAUGCAAUUGUAUAUAUUGAGAAGUAAUUAAGAUUUCUAUGCUGUGGGAGCUUUUUCAACUAAGGAGGGUUAUAUGUAUACACCCUGCCCCUUAUAUACUACUAGCUAGGGUUUUAUAUUAUUAUAACCCAGAAGUUUUUACAUAUUUCAAUGUUUCUUUUGCUACUACUCUCAUGUUUAAUUUUUGUAUGCAUCUUUUGCUUGUUUCAAUGAAAAUUAGGUUAUUUAUGUA
Molecule: messenger RNA, 1119 nt
Organism: Medicago truncatula (barrel medic)
Lineage: Eukaryota; Viridiplantae; Streptophyta; Magnoliopsida; Fabales; Fabaceae
Product: zinc finger protein GIS
Exons: 1
Coding region: 229-804 (191 amino acids)
Source: RefSeq, a predicted model, not a curated record